Messenger RNA from Populus euphratica (Euphrates poplar), 2243 nucleotides. RefSeq names its product heat shock 70 kDa protein 8-like. Bases 397 to 2118 code for a protein of 573 amino acids. The transcript has 3 exons. Lineage: Eukaryota; Viridiplantae; Streptophyta; Magnoliopsida; Malpighiales; Salicaceae. Gene Ontology annotation, molecular function: ATP binding; ATP-dependent protein folding chaperone. The record is from RefSeq and is a predicted model, not a curated record.
UUGUAUAUUAAAAAAAGGCUUCCGCUCUUCAAAAGCUCUCUCUCAGUCCAUCGGGGAAAAUCUGGGGACACCUAACCACCUUUGCAUGCGCUCUCAUCUCAUCAACCAGAUCGUCUCCUUCUCGUUCCUUCUACGCUGUUUGUCUCUUUAUCUGUUCCUCUUUACUUGUUAACUACAAGUCCUUCCCUCCCUGAUCUCUACUAUCAAUAGCAAACAACCUCUCAUUUCUAUUUGUGAUAUUCUUGCGCAUAUAUAUAAUAUUUUCUAUUAAGAAUUACUAGCCAGUGUAAAUGACGAUGUCUGCUUUGUGGAAGUAAUGCACCAAGUGCUCAGCAUACUCUUGCGUCCCUAAAGGUUCUCCAAAAAACAAAAAAUGAUCCAUUGUAGAACAUUUUCAUGUUUGGAAUGGCAGAACCACAAUACACAGUGGCAUCUGACAGUGAAACCACCGGGGAGGAGAAAUCUUCAUCAGCUUUUCCAGAAACUGCCAUUGGAAUUGACAUUGGGACUUCACAGUGCAGUGUUGCAGUCUGGAAUGGCUCCCAGGUAGAGCUCCUAAAGAACACCAGAAACCAAAAGUUGAUGCGAUCAUAUGUUACCUUCAAGGAUGAAGUCCCUUCAGGUGGAGUGAGCAAUCAGCUCUCUCACGAAUAUGAAAUACUAUCUGGAGCUGCAAUUUUCAAUAUGAAACGCUUAAUUGGCAGAGUGGAUACUGAUCCUGUGGUUCAUGCAAGCAAAAGGCUUCCAUUUUUGGUGCAAACUUUGGAUAUUGGUGUUCGCCCAUUUAUUGCAGCUUUAGUGAGCAAUGCUUGGAGAUCCACCACUCCUGAAGAAGUCCUUGCAAUAUUUCUGGUCGAACUAAGAGCCAUGGCUGAAGUCCAGUUGAAGAGGCCCAUAAGAAAUGUCGUUCUAACCAUUCCAGUGUCAUUUAGUAGGUUCCAGUUGACACGGAUUGAGCGUGCUUGUGCCAUGGCUGGCCUCCAUGUCCUCAGGUUGAUGCCCGAGCCGACUGCUGUGGCAUUGUUAUAUGCACAGCAGCAGACUGUACAUGAGAAUAUGGGCAGUGGAAGUGAGAAGAAUGCCCUUAUAUUUAACAUGGGGGCUGGGUACUGUGAUGUAGCUGUUACUACCACUGCUGGAGGAGUUUCACAGAUUAAGGCCUUAGCAGGAGCUGCCAUUGGAGGAGAAGACAUACUGCAAAACAUGAUGCAGCAUCUCUUACCAAAUUCAGAGAACCUUUUCCUCAGCCAUGGAAUCAACGAGAUCAAAUCAUUGGGGUUGCUUCGAGUAGCAACUGAAGAUGCAAUCCAUAGGCUCUCUUCACAGAGCAAUGUUCAGGUGGAUGUUGAUUUGAGAAAUGGAUCCAAAAUAUGUAAGGUGAUCACUAGGGAGGAAUUUGAGGAAGUGAACCUGAAGGUGUUUGAGAAGUGCGAAAGCCUCUUAACACAGUGCUUGCGUGACUCAAAGGUAGACAUGGAGGAUUUGACUGAUGUAAUACUUGUAGGCGGGUGUUCAUAUAUCCCAAAUAUAAGGAAUGUUGUCAAGGGUGUAUGCCAGAAGGAGGAACUGUACAAAGUGAUAAAUCCAUUGGAAGCUGCAGUAUGUGGGGCAGCGCUAGAGGGAGCAGUUGCAUCAGGAAUCAGUGACCCUUUUGGAAGUUUGGAUCUGUUAACAAUCCAAGCUAUCCCCCUUGGCGUUGGCAUUAGAGCAGAUGGAAACAGCUUUGUCCCAAUCAUACCUAGAAAUACGACAAUGCCAGCAAGGAAAGAGUUAAUAUUCACAACCACCCAUGAUAAUCAAACCGAGGCUCUAAUCCUCGUCUAUGAAGGUGAGGGGACAAAGGUGGAAGAGAAUCAUCUUCUGGGCUAUUUCAAGAUCAUGGGAAUUCCGGCAGCACCCAAGGGAAUUCCAGAGAUAAAUGUGUGCAUGGACAUCGAUGCCUCCAAUGCACUAAGAGUUUUUGCUGGAGUGGUGAUGCCUGGGACGGAUCAGCCAAUGGCACCGUUUAUGGAAGUCAGGAUGCCUACAGUUGAUGAUGGGCAUGGCUGGUGUGCUGAGGCCCUGAACAGGACUUAUGGUUCGACUCUUGAUCUAGUUACCGCGCAGAAGAAGAUGUAAAGUCGAGGGUGACUCCAGUUGGAGUCAGUCGGAAAGAGAAGUUCUUACGGAAACGUGACUUGCUGCAAGGAAAUAAUACAUGUAAUUGUAUAGUGACUUUAAUUUAAUAUUAUUUUCAUGCGCAA